Molecule: messenger RNA, 1659 nt
Organism: Penicillium olsonii
Lineage: Eukaryota; Fungi; Ascomycota; Eurotiomycetes; Eurotiales; Aspergillaceae
Source: the annotation of a GenBank genome assembly
AUGCCACCUGUGGCAUCGCUCCUCCAUGCUUUGAUUCUCGGUGCAUCGGCCGCCCAUGCUCAAAUCUGGGACCAAGUGAUCGACACUACCGGGGGACCUGUCCAGGGUUUCAAGUACUUCAGCACCGAAACACUCGAGAACUUCUUCAAUGUUUCCGAAUCCAACGUGACUGCGUUCCUGGGUAUUCCAUAUGCCGCUGAUACUGGUUAUCAAAAUCGUUGGAAGGCCCCACAACCGCGUCAAGUUUGGAACAAAACACUCAACGCCACCGAAUUUGGCUCGCCGUGUCCGACCAAGUUCACCUCUGGCUACAGCGAGGACUGUCUGAGUCUGAACAUUUGGACGAAUGCGGAUUCAGCUCACGCAGGACUCCCUGUGAUGGUCUGGAAUCAAGGAUCAGAUCUGCCCAGUGAUAUUCCGUACUGGUAUGGUGGCGGAAUGGCAAUGAAAGAUGUCAUUCUGGUUUCCUUCAACCGCCGUGACGAUGCACUGGGAUAUCUUGCCCACCCGGAACUAAACCAAGAGGGUCUUGAAGCUUUCGGCCAUGAGACAUCAGGAAAUUAUGGUGUUUUGGACUUUUUGGAAGUUCUGAAGUGGAUCAAGGCGAACAUCGCUGGCUUUGGUGGUAAUCCAAAUCGUGUUGUGAUUGCUGGCCAGUCAUUUGGCUCGUCACAGGUCUACCAUGCGGUGAAUAGCCCGCUUUUCUCGGGCUUGUUUCAUGGUGCCAUCUCACAAUCCGGUAUCCGCUUCCCUUACGAUCCUAUGUUGGCAGGCCUUGCGACUUCGUAUAAUAAUAUGUCCGCCGCUCUCUCACAUGGUUUGAACUAUACGACUUUCCACAAUGCCUCCAACAUUGCACAACUACGAUCUCUACCAUUAUCUGAUCUUAUGGUUGGUUCUGGCGACAGUGUCAAUAGCACUUGGAUCAACGCGAUCACGGCUCUUUCCGCGGGUUAUCCCGACAUCUUCAAACCAGUCUUGGACAAUUAUGUUCUCCCUUCAACUUAUCUGGAGACACUAAAGGAUGGUCCAGCAAAUGAUGUGCCGCUGAUUGCGGGGAAUACUUUGGAUGAAUCUGGCGCAUCGCCAACAACAAACUACACCCUUGCGCAAUACAGACAUUACAACUUCUUUCGAUAUGGCAAUUUGUCCGAACGUUACUUCAGGCUGUAUCCUGCCACCGACAAGAAAGGCCAAAGCAUAGCAAAUGCUAGUUGGAACGAUGCUGCCCGUGACCAAGGCAAGGUUGGUGCGUGGGCCUACGCUACUGAUUGGUAUCGCUCUGCUUCCUCCAAUUUCUACACGUAUUUCUGGACCCACGCGCCCCCAGGCCAAACCCAAGGAGCCUUCCAUAUGUCCGAGAUCAUGUACGCAUUGAAUGCACUCUACUCGUGCAACAGCACUUAUCCAUUCACGUCCGAAGACUACGCCAUUGCGGAGAGGAUGUCUGCUUAUUGGGCAAACUUCGCCAAAACCCUGGAUCCGAACAAUGGUGGCUCUUACACCGGCUCUGGUCAUUUGCCUCGUUGGGAUCCCAACUCGCCUAAGGGUGAUCAGGCUGUCAUGGAACUGGGAGAUUCAUUCUCCGCAGUCGAGAUCACUAGUCAAGAGAAAGUCGACUUUGUCAUGGACUUUUUCCAUCAGCAGCGUCCCUACUAG